CAGGGCGACCGCUGAGCGCCGUCACCGGUUGGCGGAGCCGCUACGACGUCACCGCAGAUACCGGGAUUUCCUCUCUCCGUAGGGCUCCGUGCUGUGUGACGGUGUGUGACGGUGGACCGGAGCCUCUGACUCGGCACGUUAUUGUAGACACGUCAGCCGUCAACCGGGCUCAUCUAGCGUGUUUCCUCCCCGGGUUUUCAUCUGAGACCGGUCCGCCGCUGGAGGACAUGUGUCUCUGUCUGUCUCUGUGGAAGAGACGUUAACAUGGUGAACGUCCUCCUCUGCGUCUCCUGCUCAUAAACACCAGAUCCGUUCUGCUGCUGAGGGCGACCUGACAUAAUGUCUGCCAUCUUCUCUGAUGCCCUCAUAGCAGCCGGGCGGGUGGAGGGCCUGCCGCUCUCCUCCCUGCCACCGCUACCAGAGCUAUCGGAAGAGGAAGCAUCGUCGGAGAGGGGGCCAAGGAGACGAGGCCGCUACCGGCAAAGCCUGCAGCUUUUAAAGCCCUUCAGGAUAACACACAAGCACCAGCACCCAGUCGAUAACGCCGGCCUCUUCUCAUUUAUGACUCUGCACUGGCUCUCCCCGCUGGCACUGAAGGCCUACAAGGCAUCCAGCUUGUCUAUAGAUGACGUGUGGGGACUGUCUUGCCACGAAGCCUCUGAGAUCAACUGCCAAAGACUCGAAGCGUUGUGGCACGACGAGCUGAAGAGUCGAGGGCGAGAGGGAGCAUCCCUGACAAGAGUCUUCUGGAGGUUCUGCCAAACCCGCAUGCUGGUGGCCAUCUUCUCUCUCCUCCUCACAAUGGUGGCUGGCUUCGUUGGGCCCGCUCUCCUGGUCCGAGCUCUGCUGGAGUAUUCCCAGAGCUCAGUGAGCUGCGUGCUGUACGGCCUCUCUCUGGUAGCCGGGAUCUUCCUCAUGGAACUGAUGCGCUCCUGGUCGUUGGCGCUCAUGUGGGCCGUCAACUACCGCACUGCAGCACGCCUCCGUGGGGCAGCUCUCACUUUUGCAUUCCACAAGAUCCUCCGCCUACGCAGCACUAAAGACAUCAGCCCGGGCGAGCUGAUCAACAUCUGCUCCAGUGACGGCCAGCGGCUGUAUGAAGCUGUGUCAGUGGGCUGCCUGCUGGCUGGGGGGCCCCUGGUGGGAAUACUGGGUCUGGCCUACACUGCCUACUUCCUGGGCCCCACUGCUCUGCUGGGGUCAGCAGUUUUCAUCCUCUUCUACCCUACCAUGAUGCUCGCAUCGAGACUGACAGCGUAUUUCCGCAAGAAGUGUGUGACGGUGACUGACCGGCGCGUGAGGCUGAUGAACGAGAUCCUGGGCUGCAUAAAGUUCAUCAAGAUGUAUUGUUGGGAGGAUGCCUUUGCUCAGAAUAUCAACAAGGUGCGAUCAGAAGAGAGGGGGAUACUGGAGAAAGCUGGGGUCGUCCAGAGCCUCACAGUGGGUGUGGCUCCCAUCGUCGUAGUGAUGGCAUGCGCGUGCACUUUCACCCUACACAUUGCCUUGGGCUAUGACCUUACUGCAGCUCAGGCUUUCACCGUGGUUGCAGUUUUCAACUCCAUGACCUUUUCCCUGAAAGUCACACCAUUGGCUGUGAGGGCGCUGUCGGAGGCUGCUGUCGCAGUCAAAAGAUUUCAGAGGCUCUUCAUGAUGGAGGAAAGACAGGUUGUUUUGGUCAAAAUGGAGGAUCCUAGCAAUGCAGUGGAAUUUCAGGACGCCACGCUGGCUUGGGAAAAGGCGCGCACUCCUCCACCUGCGAAACCUAACCCACCUCCCAAGAAGCGAGGAGGGAUGAUGCGCGUGUUGCGCAGGGAGAAGCUCAGCCUGUACAUUUCCACAGAGGACGGCAAAGCAAGCAAGGAAGUUCCCAACGCACAAAGUCUUCUCACAAAUAUGGAGCAGGAGAGUCCACAAAGCACCAUCUCCUCCACUCAGAGCAUACGACCUCCGCUGCACAAGACCCUGCACCGCAUUGACCAACGCAUUAAGAGGGGUUCACUGGUUGGAAUCUGUGGAGGAGUCGGUAGCGGAAAGAGCUCCCUUCUGUCUGCUCUACUGGGACAGAUGACCCUGUUAGAGGGCAACGUAGCUGUCAGCGGGGGCUUCGCUUACGUAGCUCAACAAGCCUGGAUCCUCAAUGAAUCACUGAAAGAGAACAUCCUGUUUGGAAACGAGUAUGACCAAGACAAAUAUGAUGCCGUCCUGGAAGCAUGCUGCCUUCUCCCAGAUCUGGCAGAGCUCCCGUAUGGAGACAUGACAGAGAUCGGAGAGAGAGGAGCCAACCUGAGUGGAGGACAACGUCAGAGAGUGAGCCUGGCCCGUGCCCUCUACAGCGAGCGGCCUAUACUUCUGCUGGAUGACCCUCUCAGUGCUGUCGAUGCUUGUGUGGGUUCCCACGUUUUCCAUAAAGCUAUCAGGGGUGCCGCCAGAGGCAAGACGGUGCUCUUUGUGACCCACCAACUGCAGUACCUGCCCGAGUGUGACAAGGUUAUCCUGAUGAAGGACGGGCAGAUUGCCGAGCACGGCACCCAUGCUCAGCUAAUGGGUAAAGAGCGUGACUAUGCCAGCCUAUUCAACAGCAUGCAACAGGAGAAUCUGGUGAAGGAGAAUUUAAAAAACAAACAGCAGAGGUCGGGCCCAGAAAAGGAUGACUGUGCUGUUGACGUUGCCAAGGUCGGACCAAAGGUGGAGAGCAAGAAAAGAGAGCGACUGAUGAAAGCUGAGGAGAAGGGCUCCGGUGCGGUCGCCUGGUCUGUGUAUGGCGCCUACAUCAAAGCAGCAGGGGGCCCAGUAGUCUUCAUCAUCAACAUCUUCCUCUUCCUCUCCACCACAGGCAGCAUAGCCUUCAGUAACUGGUGGCUGAGCCACUGGAUCAGACAGGGCAGCGGGAACACCUCAUUAAUCUUGGUGAAUGAAACGAUGGCGAGGAACAGCAUGAGACUCAACCCUCACAUUCAGUACUAUACGACUGUUUACGUCGCCUCCAUGGGAGCUGCUCUUCUGCUGAAGACAAUGAGAGGGCUGGUGUUUGUGAAGUGCACGGUGAAGGCUGCCUCCGUGCUCCACGACAAGCUGUUCCGCCGGCUCCUCCUCAGCCCCAUGCACUUUUUUGAUACGACGCCUCUGGGUCGUAUCUUGACCCGCUUCUCCAGAGACAUGGAUGAGGUUGACGUGCGUCUCACCAUGCAAGCUGAGAUGCUGCUGCAGAACCUGACCCUGGUGCUGUUUUGCUUGGCAAUGGUGGGCAUUGUCUUCCCGUGGUUCCUGAUCUCCAUCCUGCCACUGGGAGCCUUCCUCUGCGUCGUCAACCGGGUCUCCAGGGUUCUGAUUCGUGAGUUGAAGCGCCUGGAGAACAUCAGCCAAUCACCAUUCACCUCUCACAUCACCAGCAGUCUUCAGGGAUUCUCCACCAUCCACGCCUACGGAAGAGGCCCCGACUUCCUCCAAAGAUAUCAGGAAUUACUGGACACCAACCAGGCCUCCAACUACCUCUUCAGCUGUGCUAUGCGCUGGCUGGCUGUUCGCCUCGACCUCAUCAGCAUCUCUCUUAUCACUGGUGUAGCACUUUUCAUUGUCUUCAUGCACAAUCAGAUACCUCCAGCCUACGCAGGCCUCGCCAUAUCGUAUGCAGUGCAGCUGACCGGCUUGUUUCAGUUCACCGUGCGGCUGCUCACGGAGACCGAAGCUCGGUUUACAUCAGUAGAGAGGAUCAAUCAUUAUGUAGAGUGUCUAGAGAGUGAAGCACCCCGACAGAGUCCCGAGGCAGAUGCUCCUGCCCCCUCCUGGCCUCAGCAGGGAAACAUCACCUUCCAGGAUGUGGACAUGCGCUAUCGUGAUGAUCUGCCGCUCGUGCUUAAGAAGCUGUCCUUCAGCAUCCUGCCGGAAGAGACCAUCGGCAUUGUGGGCCGCACGGGAUCAGGGAAGUCCUCUCUGGGUGUCGCUCUGUUCAGACUGGUGGAGCUGACCGGAGGCUCGAUCGUCAUUGACGGAAUCAAUAUUGCACAGAUUGGUCUGGAUGACCUGCGAAGCAAGCUAGCCAUCAUUCCUCAAGAGCCCAUGCUCUUCAUCGGGACAGUCAGGACUAAUUUAGACCCGUGGGAUCAAUACUCUGAUGCACAGAUAUGGGAAGCUCUUGAGAAGACUCAUAUUAAAGAGAUGAUCAGCCAGCUGCCUCACUCGCUCCACUCAGAGGUGACGGAGAACGGAGAGAACUUCUCGGUGGGAGAACGGCAGCUGCUCUGUGUGGCCAGAGCUCUUCUGCGCAACAGCAAGGUACUUAUAUUGGACGAGGCGACAGCAGCCAUCGACACUGAGACAGAUCGUCUCAUCCAGGAGACAAUCCGCUGUGAGUUUGGCAGCUGCACCACCCUCAUCAUCGCCCACCGUCUCAACACCGUGAUGAGCUGCAGCAGGGUCAUGGUCCUGGACAACGGCCAGAUCUCGGAGUUUGACAGUCCCGCUGCUUUGCUGGCAGAUGAAAACUCAAGAUUCAGAGCCAUGGUAGAAGCAGCAGAAAACCAAAGCAGAUAAAAGACACUGGAGCUCAACUUUGGAUGAGCGGCGACGCCACAAAAUAUUCAGUUGAAUACCUGAAAAUGCACAUAAGAACCCCACAAUUAACUCAGUCCUGCCGAGGUGUGAAAGUAAAAAAAGAAAUUACACUGGCUCUUGUGGCUGCUCUGUGUAAUAAUGUCUGUUUAUUUCCAAACCAAAGACCCAGGGAUCACACUUCUGAAGGACGCAUCAAAUCUCACUAUGCAAAGAAAGACAUAGCAGCCUCCUGCUCUUUGCCGAGUUGUUUCCUGGAGGCCAAAUAAUUAGCUGCAAGUGAAACAGAGCUACGCCUCUGAAUAUAGCACUUUAUAAUUCAUGUGGACACAUGGAAGGACAUGUUGUGCUUCCUUUUCCUCUGGAGGUCAGCUGAUCAGUGAGACUCCCGAUUAGUUUUAGUCAUUUUAUUUACGGAACUAAGACCUCACAGUGCAAGAAUGUACUAGUUAGUACUGAUUAUUCAAUAAGGUAUAUUAAAUUAAUCACCUAUUAUUAACCAUUCCUAAUAGGAACUGUCUGAAAAUGUUUUUCUUUUUAUGUUUUAUGCAUCUAGUAAAAUGUUAUAUUCAGUCAUUUCUGUAAUUUAUUGCAGAAACGAUACGUGCCUAGAGCUGUAAACACUUUCAGGUCAUAUAAUGGAGUUAGCCAUGUAAGCAUGCUUUUUUUUAGGCUGCGUGCAAGUACUGUGUUUUUGGAAUGAGCCGAAGUUUCCUCUAAAUCCAAAUGCUGGAGUUUAAAAUGUGCACAUUUUACGCUAAUGUUGUGUUUUUACCUGCAAGGUAAAAUUCUGGUGUCGAACAAAGUGUGUUAUGCAAUUAAGGUUGUAAACCCCGGUACAGUGUGCAAUGAGCAACAAAGCUGAAAGUGGUCAACAUAAGAUGUGUCCUCAGAUGUUUGGGGAUCGUAAACUUCUGCCUUAUAAUCAAGUAUGUGCUGAACAAUCAUGAAGAGUGCAAUAUCUUUCUAUUGCAUUGAUACAAGAUUGUAAUCUUUUUUUUGUAAAUGUUUGAUUUUUGUUAUUAAGGUUGUUGUUUUUUCAAUAAAAAUAUUUUUUAUAUAU
Molecule: messenger RNA, 5611 nt
Organism: Sebastes umbrosus (honeycomb rockfish)
Lineage: Eukaryota; Metazoa; Chordata; Actinopteri; Perciformes; Sebastidae
Product: multidrug resistance-associated protein 5
Exons: 29
Coding region: 340-4530 (1396 amino acids)
Biological process (GO): transmembrane transport
Cellular component (GO): membrane
Molecular function (GO): ATP hydrolysis activity; ABC-type transporter activity; ATP binding
Source: RefSeq, a predicted model, not a curated record